GUGACGGAACGGGAAGAGGCGGAGUCUGCAGCUCGAACACGGAAGAGAAGAAGACAGCGGGUCGUGACCGAGCUCCGGGGACUCAUGGGCUCCACAGCAGUCGCUCCGCGCGCUGAAAGAUGCUCAUCACGCUGUGCUACAUCUACCUGUGGCUGCGCUUCCAGAGACACUACACGGCCGUGAUCCGCACCGCGUUAUACCGCCUCAGCGGCGGCCAGAGCAGCUUCACGUUCUGCGCGCUGAAGCCCGAGAGAGUCGAUCUGCCCCGCGAGGACACGCUCUUCCUGAGGCUCGGAGACAGAGUCAUUUACAUCACCGAGCAGCAGGCGUGUGUUGACCUUAGUAAGUGGACACUGUUGGGCUCUUCGCUAAUUUGUGGUCGGCGGCUAGAAAGCAUCGCCUUCAUCAUAGAGGCCACAUCAAGACAGAAAGUUCCAGCGUCUCCAUACAGAACCAACGAGAAAGUGCUGAACUGGUCUGAUUACUGUCUGCCGUUGGCGCACAGUCCAGGACAGCCGUACCGGGCCGUCGCUGAAGCCAGCCUGGAGAAUUUCAGCCGCCUCGGUGUGGCUUUUAUGGAAGAACGUCUGCACAUGGGCAAUGGGCUCAUACCUGAAAAGAUAGUUUCCGUGUUACUCAGAGAGACGGCGCUCAGUGAGCUGUUCGAACAGCAGCAGGACGGCAGGAGGAUCGAGGCCGAGCGUCACAGCGAGCCGACGGAGCCACGAGACUCUCCACAGCCUCCCAGAAAGAGCAGCCUUCAUCUGGAGCAGCAGCACAUGGACGGACACCACCUGCACCUCUCCAGCUGCCACGAGUGUCUGGAGCUGGAGAACAGCACCAUCCUGUCUGUGAAGUGCGCCUCCGCGGAGAACAUCCCGGAUCUGCCAGACGACGAGGAGGAGAGCGGGAGGAGGAACGCCAGCGGGAAGCCACCUAACCUGCUGGUGUUCACAGGCGGCUGCGAAGAGCAGUUCCAGAAGAUCCGCUCGCUCCUGGAGGAGUGUGUGGACACGGAGCGCUACGCCAUCUACCACCUGCGGCCGCAGCAGGCCCUGAGCGAGCCCUGGCUGGAGAACACUCUGCUGCUGGUGCUGGCCACUGAUGAGACGCUCACGCCACAGCUGCAGCUGCGCUUCCUGUCCUACCUGAGCCACGGCGGGAAGCUCCUGGGCCUUUCGUCCUCGCUGUGUCCCGCCGGACUCACGCUGCGGCCCAGAGACGUGCAGAACGACUGCAUCUGCAGCCUGACCUUCAGCAGGUCGGACAGCACGGAGCUGCAGCUGAGCGUGUUGUCCAGCGGGAGUGUGUACGAGCGAGACGGAGCCGGUGGAGGAGAGGUGGAGCUCUGGGGCCAGAUCAGCGCGCGGGACGAGCCAGAGAUGGCCAUCGUGCGCGUGACUCACGGAGAGGACAGCGGAGAGGCCGUCCUGUGUCAGGUGCGUUUGGAGACGGCUCCGGAUGCUCAUGAUGCUCAAGGCUCCGCCGGCUUCUCAGAGCUGAAGAUGAGCAACGGCCGGCGCUACGAGGUUCUGACGGAGAUCCUGACGUCUCUGGGUCUGAGCUGUGAGCUGAGUCAGGUGCCUCCACACAGCCCCAUCUACCUGCUCAGCACAGACUCGGAGCAGACGGGCAGUUUUCUGCGCUGGCUACAGGAGCAGGCGGGUGGUUCGGGUGGAGUUCUGCGGAGCGCGGCUGGAGUGCUGAAGGUGGUGUGGGCUGGAGACGAGCCUCCGGAUCUGUGUGAGGGUGAGCGAGUGUUACACACCGAGCCGCCCCAGAGCUUCUCGGAGCACUUCAGCCUGCAGACGUACAGACAGCACCUGCAGACGCAGCGGCUCGGACGGACCGUCCUGUACGCAGACGUCACCUCCAGCACCAUGAGCAUGCUAGACGGGCUGAUGUCGCAGUCGCCACAGGAAACAGGGUUAAUCGCCAUAGCAGCACGUCAGACACAGGGCAAAGGCCGCGGGGGGAAUGCCUGGUUGAGUCCGCUGGGAUGCGCCUUGUUCACUCUCCACCUGCAGCUUCCUGUGGACUCACGGCUCGGACAGAGGAUCCCCUUCCUGCAGCACCUCGCCGCCCUCGCCGUGGUGGAGUCUGUGCGCACGCUGCCCGGAUACGAGGACGUGGACCUGCGGCUGAAGUGGCCCAAUGACAUCUACUACAGUAACCUGAUGAAGCUCGGCGGGGUUCUGGUCAACUCCACCGUCACGGGGCAAACCUUCAGCCUUCUGAUCGGCUGUGGGUUCAACGUGAGCAACAGCAACCCGACCGUCUGCAUCAACGACCUGGUGCUGCAGCAGAACCGGGAGCACGGCCUCGGCCUGGACGCGCUCGCUCCGGAUCAGCUGAUCGCACGGUCGGUCACGCUGCUGGAGCGCUUCGUGUCGGACUUCCAGCUGCGCGGCCCGCAGGCGCUGCUGCAGCUCUACUACAGCAGAUGGGUGCACAGCGGCACACGCGUGCGUCUCUGGAGCGAGGACGGGCCCGAGGCACAGGUGCUGGGUCUGGAUGAGAACGGCUUCCUGCAGGUGCAGACGGGAGAUCAGGUCGUGUCUGUGCAGCCCGACGGAAACUCCUUCGACAUGCUGAGGAACCUGGUGGUGACCAAAACACGCUGAAGACCUCCAGAACACGUCGUCUCAGCUGGCAACAACUACACGGAAAACUUGCUCAGCCAUCAUUUAAUACGAAUUCAUUUAGCAGAAAUGUCUAUCUCUUUCUGAAUAGUUUUAACUCAUUUCAGCGCCUGUCUGCAACCCGUUCUGCUUCAGCUGUGUGAGUCCAGCAGGAGAUUCGACAACACACAUGUGAACCUUGAGAAGUGUGUGUGGUGUUUGCUGUAGAAUAACAUGCACCAGUCAAUCUCUCAUGUUAGAUAAAUAGGCCAUUUUGAU
Sinocyclocheilus rhinocerous is the source of this 2900-nucleotide messenger RNA. RefSeq names its product holocarboxylase synthetase (biotin-(proprionyl-CoA-carboxylase (ATP-hydrolysing)) ligase) (gene hlcs). NCBI's taxonomy places the organism in Eukaryota, Metazoa, Chordata, Actinopteri, Cypriniformes, Cyprinidae. Gene Ontology annotation, biological process: protein modification process. Gene Ontology annotation, molecular function: biotin--[biotin carboxyl-carrier protein] ligase activity. The transcript has 11 exons. Bases 120 to 2624 code for a protein of 834 amino acids. The record is from RefSeq and is a predicted model, not a curated record. Gene Ontology annotation, cellular component: cytoplasm.